AUGCAGCAACAGACGGCACCCAACACUGCUUUUGGCACAAUGGUGCUUGGCAUUUUGGUUGAGGCGAGGGACACCGCAAAAAAGCAGCAAGGUUUAGGAGACCUCACCCAGCUACUCACAAAGGAACAAACUGACCUUGGGGUAAUCUCAGUGUGGGGAACAGGCAGUGAACUUGGUACAACAUCCAUCAUCAGAAAGGCGUACCAGGACCCAGAACUCUGUCGAAAAUUUGAAUGUUGUGGCUGGGUGAAGCUUACACAACCUUUCAAUCCCCACGAGUUCCUCCGCAGUAUGGUGGCUCAGUUCUACACAAACAGUUGCCUGCAAAAAGGAAUCGUUAUUAAUGUGGAUGAACUGAAGAGGAUUGAGGGUUUGCAAGGUGAUGGUGACAAAAGCAUGAAAUCUGAUAGAGUGGUAGACAACAGCAAUGAAAUAUCAAUGCAGGAUGAAGCAACCCACGGUACUGGCCUGUCCUACUACAGAAUUCCAGCAUCUAAACGGAAGGCCGCCUCAGAUUGGGUGAAGAAUUUUCAACUUGUUGAACGCAAGUCAGAAAUGAACCAACUUGGUAACUAUAUUGCUAAGGCAUAUGUCAAUGGUUUGCAAAUGAUGUCUGUCUGGGGGAUAGCCGGUGUUGGGAAAUCAGCCCUCGUUAGGACCAUGUACUUUGACAAGUAUGGUUGGGUCGAUGUAACCUACCCAUUCAAUUUAAGGGACUUCUCCCGGAGUUUGCUUUUGGGUUUUUAUUCAGAACCUGUUCAAGACAUGGGAAUCAGAGACCCUACUCAAGAGUGUCAUAAGAUUAUAGAGGAUAACCGGUGCCUUGUUAUUGAUGAUCUGCAGUCCAUGGAAGAAUGGGACUUAAUACAAGCUGCCUUGUUGUCUAGACCUUCUAGAAACAAUGAAGGGGUCAUAUUUAAUGUCAAAGGUCUAGAAGACAAAGCAGCCCUCAAGCUCUUCAAAAAGCAGGUACAAAGGCAAAAACCAUCAUCUCCUAUAAAGGACUCCAAAGAUGAAGAGCUACAAGAACUUAUUUUGAAAUGCGGCGAUCACAUCAUCCGGAGAAGGCGAUUGGUGAGACGGUGGAUUGCAGAGGGCUAUGCCAGGGACACGGACAAAAUUUCUGCGGAGGAGAGAGGGGAGCACUUCUUCUACAGGCUCCUCGAUCUGAGCAUAAUAAUGCUGAAAACAUAUUCAGUCACCUCUGCAUUCGGUGGCAGAAGAGUGACUUUGUGCCAAGUCAACAGUUUUGUCCGAGAGUAUAUCAUCUCACGUCAAAUGGAAGAGAACCUUGUAUUUGAACUGGGAGGCAGUUGCACCCUAACCUCUCAGCGCACGGGGUGUCACCUCAUCAUACUGAAAAGCUGGGACAGAGACAGAAUUGUGUUUGAGAGCAUUGACUUCUCGCGGCUACGGUCUUUGACAGUGUUUGGAGAAUGGAGGUCAUUCUUCAUCUCUGAUAGGAUGAGGUUACUUCGGGUUCUGGAUCUUGAGGAUGCAUCUGGUUUAAAAGAUGAAGACCUCAAACAAAUGAUGAAGCUGCUUUGCCGCCUCAAGUAUCUUUCCCUACGAGGAUGCACUGAGAUCUCUAGGCUGCCGAAUUCAUUGGGUUGUUUGAGGCAGCUUGAGACUCUGGAAGCCUAUCCACACUACAUCACACAGCAACAAGAAGGACAUCACAUCCAAAUGCUUGUUACCAAUCAUUGGGAAUUGGGCUGA
Molecule: messenger RNA, 1719 nt
Organism: Miscanthus lutarioriparius
Lineage: Eukaryota; Viridiplantae; Streptophyta; Magnoliopsida; Poales; Poaceae
Source: the annotation of a GenBank genome assembly